This is a messenger RNA of Hemiscyllium ocellatum (epaulette shark), 2004 nucleotides long. It is a transcript of the gene mgarpa, whose product is annotated as mitochondria localized glutamic acid rich protein a. The transcript has 5 exons. Gene Ontology annotation, cellular component: mitochondrial outer membrane; mitochondrion. Gene Ontology annotation, biological process: anterograde axonal transport. Bases 115 to 846 code for a protein of 243 amino acids. The record is from RefSeq and is a predicted model, not a curated record. Lineage: Eukaryota; Metazoa; Chordata; Chondrichthyes; Orectolobiformes; Hemiscylliidae.
UGCGGUGGAUGUGACGCUCGGGCAGAGGUGGGCAGACAGACGGGAUCUCCCUGUUUCCAUCCUCCCGCCUCCAUUAGCUGCCCAGACUGACUUGCAGCGACAAGCGAACGCACCAUGUAUCUCUGCAGAAUCGCCUGGCACAACCUAGUGCCCUUGGCCAGGAUCCCGCCCCCCUCCUUAUUAAUCAGGAACGUGUACAGAAAUGCAUCCAUUCGCCAGAUGUCUUCUGGUGGUCCUCCAGGAUCAUCAAGUGAGAGCAUGCUGUACACACUAAUGGUUGGUGCUGUGGUUGCAGGAGCAAGUGUUUAUACAUAUAAAGUUCUCCACAAGGACAAAGCCAGGUACAAUGAGAGAGUUGCGGAGAUAAUGGGACGCCCAAAGGGUGAAUGGACAGCGAAGGGAUGGCAACCAAAGCAAUCGGAUGAAGUCCAGUCUCCUGACGUUGUUGCAACUAGCGAAGAGGCCUCGGAGUCAGCAACAGAAGAGGUCAAAAUCCCUGUAGCUGCAAGUAUUGAGCAAGCUGAAAAUCCUGCACUGGUUGUAGAACCCAGUGAGAGUCCAUUGGAGGGCGAGGUUGCUGUGGAAGAGGCAGUGAUGGACGUUCUGACCGCGCCUGCUUCAGUCAAAGAACCAGAUGAUGUCCAGUCUCUUGAGGUGGUUGGAGCUUCUGAAGAGGCCACAGAGUCAGGAACGGAAGAAGCCAAAGUCCCCACAGCAGACAGUAUCGAGCAACCUAAUAGCCCUUCAACAACUAUAGAACCCACAGAGAUCCGACUGGAGCAGGAGACCAACACAUCAGUUGCAGACCAAAAGGAUGAGUUACAAUCUAAUCAAAUCAAAGGUUAAACAAUCCUUCUUGGAAUGAAUUUUAUACCUAAGUUGAAGUAAAUGGUGAUCCUGGGUUAUUUAAAUAUCCAUCUCACUUCGUCCUCACUCCUUCUGACUUUACAGCUCAUUUGUUCUCCCUCAUAGUUUUCCUCCAUAUAAAUACUCCUUUCCCUGGCCACUCCUUUGACCUUACCUUCACACAUAGUCUAUCCAUUCUCCUCAUCUGAAUCACAUGCAUGACUGCCUCUCUACAGUUUCCUUUAAUCCCACGACUCCUCGCAGUCCCCCUUCUAACCCCAAUGUUUGCCUUUGGACACUUUUACAAGUCACAGACAGAUUCAUUUUCAAAUAUCAGCCAUUGAGCAUUUAGCCUUCCAUCUUCCAGAGCACUUCUGCAAUUUUCAUAUUUCCCAACAAGCCUUCAUCUCAGUUUUGAUGCUGUAGUUCAUGCCAAAUCAUGCAUUCCCUCCUACAUUGGUUGUUUCCUUUAGCAGCCCUUAUCUUCACUUCCUUAAGUUCAAGGGGUGCAGAUUUGAGUGUACAUGAUACUAUAGAAGGGUCAGCUAUUUAUCACAGCUAUUAGUUAUUUAGCUCUUUGCCAAAACUCUGCAUGGCUCCCACAACAAGGUAUUUAAGUAUUACCUUUCAGUUGAAAAGAUUCCAAGGAGGUACAGUGUUACCAAACAAAAUUUCUCACUGAACCACACCCUGAGAUAUGGGGCAGAUAACCAAACUUUGGUUAGAUAAAAGUUAAAUGUCUUAAAGUCCAAAGUUGUGCAGGUUAGGUGGGUUAGCCAUAGGAAAUGCAGGGUUACAGGAAUAGGGUAGUGGGGGUGAGAUGUUCUUCAGAGGAGUGCUGUGGAUUUGAUGGGCCCAAUCAUCAAAGAAAAGCCUUUUCAUAGAAUAUCUGAUAAGCUUGAGGUGGGAUCAUCUGACCACCUUAGUCGAAAACAUUGACUGAAAAAUUUGAACAUUGCUCAAAGUCACCAGGAGUCCAAGUGUGAUGGUAUUGUAAAGAAUUGUAAACAACCAGAAUGGUCUGAGGACAUUUAUUCCAGUUUUAAUGGGGCACAUUUAUUAUUGGGCUCAUUGGGAGCUUCUUCUGCUAUGAUGAACAAACAUAAUAUAUAAUUCUAAAUUAUGUAUCUUAAUAAAUAUCAGAUUUACUAUAUUAAA